Messenger RNA from Dicrocoelium dendriticum, 363 nucleotides. Lineage: Eukaryota; Metazoa; Platyhelminthes; Trematoda; Plagiorchiida; Dicrocoeliidae. The record is from the annotation of a GenBank genome assembly.
AUGACUAAUUUGCUAGUUGCAUGCGAAUGUUGGGCGGAUGUUUUGGAUCGGGGUCAUGCAGUAGAUGUAGUGUUUAUUGACUUCUCCAAGGCGUUCGACACUGUAUCACCUCUCCUCUCCUUGAAGCUUCGGUCCUAUGGAAUAUCAGGGCAUGCACUAAAAUGGAUCACCACGUUUCUGGAAGGGAGAAAGAUGUGUGUUCGUGUGGGGUCUAGUGUGUCUCUCCGUCAGUCAAUCCUCAGUGAGGUCCCUCAAGGUUCGGUGCUUGGUCCGCUGUUAUUUUCUUUGUAUGCCAAUGAGCUGCCCGAACUGCUGGAGGUACCAUCUCUCAUGUUUGCAGAUGACCUAAAGUUUUGGCACAGU